AUGUGUGAAGGAAAGCAAACGUGGAAUAAUGGAUACGAAUUUUCAAGCGUUUCAAUUCUCGCUUUAGUUGGAUUAACCUACUCAGUAUACAUUUCGUUAAAAAUUUUACUUUGGAUUUGUAAAGCUAUUUACAUCUGUUUUCUUGGCCCCAAACUUGGAAUGUCAGUGAACUGGAGCAAAGUAGGACGAUGGGCAGUGAUAACUGGAGCUACUGAAGGAAUUGGAAGAUCUUAUGCUGAAGAGCUGGCUGCUAGAGGUUUGAACAUCGCCCUAAUCAGUAGAAGUGUGGAGAAGUUAGAAUCAGCAGCUACUGAUUUAGAAAAACGUCACAAGAUCAAAACUAAAACCAUAUCUGUAGACUUUACUAAUGGAUCUGAAAUAUAUGAUGAAAUCCAAAUGGCGCUUCAAGGUUUAGAAAUUGGAGUUUUAGUCAACAACGUUGGAAUGAGUUUCAUUUACCCAGAAUAUUUUCACUUGAUUCCUAAUGCCAUGGAGACUAUGGAGAAAAUUAUUAGAGUCAACGUUAUAGCUUGUACUAGGAUGAUGAGAAUGAUUCUACCACAAAUGGAAGAGCGACAAUGCGGAGUUGUCAUUAAUGUAUCAUCAUUGCUGGGGAUUUACCCUAUUCCUCUCCUCAGCUCUUAUAGUGCCAGUAAGUCGUACGUUGAUUAUCUUUCUCGUGCUAUUCAAUUAGAAUACAAGAAGAAAGGAAUAAUUAUUCAGUGCGUGAUGCCAGCUUUCGUAGCGACUCAAAUGUCAAAAAUUCGACGAGCAUCUUUUAAUGUACCAACCCCUGAUGAGUAUGUGAAGUGGGCGAUUCGAACAGUAGGGCUGGAGACAAGAACCUAUGGUUAUCCUCCUCACAGACUGCAGGGAAUCUGGUACGAGUUUCUAGACUAUUAUAUGCCAAGUUGGUUUAACAUGAUGGUUGCAUGGAGACAUACGUCGUUUCUUCGUAAUCGCUUUUACAGAAAGAAUGGUUUAGUGGAUCCUAUGAUUGCGCACUACAACGAGCCACCAGUGCAUUAUUACAUUUUUGACACAUUAAACACUAACGGUUUGGAGUACACACAAUAA
This is a messenger RNA of Limulus polyphemus (Atlantic horseshoe crab), 1077 nucleotides long. RefSeq names its product very-long-chain 3-oxoacyl-CoA reductase-like. Bases 1 to 1077 code for a protein of 358 amino acids. The record is from RefSeq and is a predicted model, not a curated record. Gene Ontology annotation, cellular component: endoplasmic reticulum. The transcript is spliced from 10 exons. Lineage: Eukaryota; Metazoa; Arthropoda; Merostomata; Xiphosura; Limulidae. Gene Ontology annotation, molecular function: oxidoreductase activity.